Molecule: messenger RNA, 2640 nt
Organism: Ceraceosorus guamensis
Lineage: Eukaryota; Fungi; Basidiomycota; Exobasidiomycetes; Ceraceosorales; Ceraceosoraceae
Exons: 8
Coding region: 199-2535 (778 amino acids)
Biological process (GO): nucleolar large rRNA transcription by RNA polymerase I; RNA polymerase I preinitiation complex assembly
Cellular component (GO): RNA polymerase I core factor complex; RNA polymerase transcription factor SL1 complex
Molecular function (GO): RNA polymerase I core promoter sequence-specific DNA binding
Source: RefSeq, a predicted model, not a curated record
CGAGACACAAAAACAAACCGGACGAGGGAGUCUGGAGUCUUGAGUGUUUGAAUCGCCUCAAAACACGCGCUUGAUGGUCAUGCUUCGCGCACGUCGUCACCAAAACCCCAUCCAGCAAUACACCAGAACAAGGGCACGCACGAGCGCGGUUCAGCCCAAUGAUGAUGCGCCGAGACGAGGGUGCGCCAGGAGAUCGAGAUGUCCAGACCACUCUCGCAGCCGCGUUCCGGCACACUUGCCUCACAAUCGCAAGCCGGUCCUUCACAGCCUAGUCAAAGAGUCGCUCGUCCAGAGUGCGAGGUCUGCGGCGUCCGCAAGUUCAGAAAGGAUGCCUCCACUGGUCUGAUCAACUGCAUCAAUGGACACGUGCUGCAAGGUUUCAGGGAAGAGACGGCAGAUGAUGAUGACUUCAACCCGGCGGGAAUGCGCAAGCGGGGAACGGGAACGGGAAGAAAGAGACCAAAGAAGAGGAGGUACAGAUUGCAGUCGGGAGUGUGGCAUGGCGAAAGAGGCCAAUUCGCUUUGUACCAAUGCUUGCAGCUUCUGCUCCGCUGGCAGCUGGCAGCCUUGCAUCACGAGUGGCCUGACCUGCCAGACGUAGUCGAGCCGAUAGCGCGAGAUCUUUGGGCACUCUACGUCUCCUGUCUGCCCAAGUUGCGUCCUGCGCCAUUUUUGGAGCAGGAACGGCGAGCCAAAGAGCAAGAGAGCGGGCAGACGAUCGAGGACCUCGCAGAGUUGUCUGCCAAGGAACGGCAAGACGACGAAGCUCGUCGGGCUUUCAGAAGGCGCAUGAGAGAGGUCACAGACGGUUCUGACUUUGAUAGCGAUACCACCUCGUCUAGCAGCUCGUCGACUUCAGAUGACCGCGAAAACGUCGAGAGACCAUCUCCGUCACGUGCCAAGCGUGACCGCACACCGGGAACUGGCAAACACUCGACUCGCGGGCGGUGGAACGAGGGAGUACAGGCAGUAUCGGCAGAAUCGCCGAAGAGCAGCGCCGCUGAGAAAAGAAGAGGGGAUCUCUAUGGUCAAGUCGCAGACGAUUCGCUCCCACAGCUGGCUCCAUCCGCUCAGGACAGCCGGGCUAGGCUGCGCGCUCAAGAAGUGUCGGAAAGAGAUCAGUCACUCAGAACGAUGGUGAACCCCACUAUGAGCACUCUAGCCAUCGUCUACCUUGCUUUGAUCACGGCACGCGUGCCGGUCCUGUGGGCCGACCUCAUCGCCUUGGUCGAGCAACGCCGUCUGCCAUAUCUCGAUGCCUUGCAUACCCUUCCACCAGACAUUGUGGCACCUCUUCCGGGCAGAGCCAUCAAAGCUCUUGAGCCUCGCCACGUUCCCACCAUCGAGGAAUUAUCGAAACGCGCUUGCAAUAUCGCAGAAGCCUUGAACAUCGACUUUUGCGUCACGUUUCCUCAGCUGAAUGCAGCGCCUGUACUUUGGCGCUGCGUAGAUCACCUUCUGCUUCCACCGACCUUCUACACUGCUGCAAAGAGCCUCGUCCAUCUUGUCGGAAUAGAGAUGCUCGCGGUGGGCCGAGACGCUUCCGAGCUCGGAACAUCUGAGCGAAAUUCCGAGUUCCAAAGCACGGAGCGUAUAGGCUUUGCGUUCCAGCGCAGCUGGCUGCCAAUGUCGCCUGAGACUCUUCGCGCAACGUCUCCCUGCAUGCUGCUUAUGGCGGCCGUUGUGAUCGUAAUCAAGCUGCGCUACGGUCUUGAUGGUUACACCAGAACGGAAACCGAAGAUGGUCCCAAGAACUGCGAGACGGCCGCUCCUAAUAUUCUGCGCUGGCUUACAUUGCUUGAAGAGUCGGAUGUGCGCGCUCAGUCUCACAUUUCUUCAGCUCACAACGUAGAUCUAGACAUUAUCGAUCUGGACGAUGCAGGGGUCGACUCAUUCCUAGACUUUGCCGAAGAGAGUCUCCUCUUGCCCAACCACCCAAACAAUUUGUGGUGGCGGCAAGUCAAAGAUGUGGACGACAUCUUCAGCUUUGCGCCGGUGCAAGGUCAAGAUGCACAAUCUCGAGAUAGAGCUACGAGCGAGACUGAAGCACACGCGCCAUCGCCAAGUCAAGUGCGUGAACAGGCGCUGACGCAAGCGCGCUCGAAGCUAUGGUCUUCGGUUCCCGUGUCCGAUUCUGCCUCGCGCCCUUCGGCGCGCGCAGCCAGGUCGAGCAAACCGCUGGAGUGCGGUUCCUCCUACUACCUCUUCCGAGGUAUGACGCUUGGCGAGCUUCCGGAGAGCGCACAAAGGGUUCUGGUCGCAGCGUCCAGCAUUGUAGCUUGCGACACGCUCAAGAUGCUUGAAGUCGUGGCAGAGUUGGAGAGAGUACUCGUGGUGGCACUCUUGCAGCGCAGGAGGCUUUGGUCUAGGGUGAAGAGACGCAGACAGAAGAGGAGGGAGGAGAGAAGACGCGAGAGGGAAACAGAGGGCAGUGUGCAGAGUGAAAGAAGUGAGGAAGAGGACGAGGAUGAGGACGAGGAACAAGAGAGCGAGGGGGAGGAGGAGGAGGAGGAGAGUGAUGUAGAGAUGUCGUAAACUUCACCACGACGGCCCAACGCCUUCCGCAAGAUCCCUCUCACAACGCCUCUCCCCAUGCAUUGCCUACCGAGAAAUUUGCCGAUAUUGAGGAUGAUGCUGAUG